AUGCCUCUGGUAGAGCGCUACAAUGAUUGGAACGUCACCGAUAGGUCUUUCGAUGAUCCACACACGCUUGAGUUUGACCACAGGAUUGAGGCUGAUGCGGCGAUCUCUGGAACCGGGCUUGCUAAUGUUGAGAACAACGUGGAAGCUACCUGUAUCAUUACGGUCCUGAAGCCCGAAUUUGGCUGGACUCAAGUGGGGCACUCUUGGGUGUACGACCCUUCUCGCAAACAAACCGACUUGAACUCGAUAUGGCGAAACAACCUCGCAGAUUGCGUGCAAUAUGACAAGGACUCUUUGGGCCACUGUUUCUGUAAUAGUUUCACAAGUCCAGCUACAGCCUAUGUCGGGUCCGAAGCCGAAACCCUAUCCGACAAAAUGGAUGCUUUAGAGUGGCCGAGCGGUACGACUGAGUUCGUCAGCCGUUUUGCACCAGCCGGUCAGUACAUCAUCGGUCCAAAAUUCUGCUCAGCUUAUCAUCUUGGUCAUGGGUAUGUGGGAACGGCGGGGCAUUGCUUGGACAAGGCGUUACUUGACAGUCAGUUGGAGGAGCUGAGAGUGGUUUUCAAUUGGCUUGACGAUGUCGUGAGUAAUUCAGGUGGUCCAGUCUUCCAUGCCAACACUGGCUUAGUCGUUGGCCAUACCUCUUCGACUCAAGACGCUGUUUUUGAAAGUGAUGCACUUGCCGUAGAAUGUUGGGCGCAUGAGUUUGCCAAACACUCUAGGAAUUACAUUAUCGCUGCUGAAGUCAACGCCCUCUUAGAGAAACAAGAACCCAACAACAAUUUCUAUAGGGUUCAUCCAAAAUUCCUGCGUACGCUGACGGGAAAGCCAAGAGACAGCCCACUGAUCAAGGAUGCCACGAAUAUGUGUCCUGGCGACCUUGGGACGAAUAAAGAAUUACGAACUGGUGGGAGAUAUCAAGCUGUAUUUAGUCGUCACCAUUUCGACACGAAAGAUGUUUACUUGAGGAAUGCUACCGGAAGGGUGGAUCGUAGCGUAAUAUUCUUGACACCGCUCAAUGUCCUACUCGGCGAAUAUGACGCCUGCGUCCUCACUAUCAAGUUUGCAGGCAAGACCAAGGCUUUCGGAAAGCCAGAUGCCGGUAGUAGCGUCAACAUUACUAUCGGUGCCGCGCAGUGGGUAAUCCAGAACUCAGACUUUCACAAAUGUAGUAGUGCUACCAUUCCACUCGGGACAGAUGCGUGGUCAAUGACAUUCGACCUUGCAGCCCAACAACACGAUAUCCCAAAUAGCUGCCUUCAUGCACCACGCGGUCUCACUGCCUGGACUGCCAUACGCCUUGAUCAGCCUACUCAAAACCCGCCAUCAGUAGUUGGGCUCUCCCUGAGCAUCAAACGCGCCAGUUUCCCCUUCCCAGCGGAAACAAACUGGCCACCUGAGAGAAAAGAUGUGACCGCUAACCCCGAGGAGACUGAGCUGAGUUGGCCUGAAGAGACGUUUGAGUUCGCAACGACUGCUGGAGAUACCUCGGGAGCUUCUCAGAUGGAUGGAUUCCCCGAGACAAUUGUGGCACAAAACUAUAGGGAGUCUCUUUGGACAUGGGAAGCGCCGAUCAAUAGAGUGUGGACGAAUCCUCGUCAGCCUUCUCAGGGUCUGAGGGACCCGUUGAUGGAUAGUAUCGAUGAAUUGCUUGCGUGA
This is a messenger RNA of Letharia columbiana, 1659 nucleotides long. RefSeq lists its product as uncharacterized. The transcript is spliced from 3 exons. The record is from RefSeq and is a predicted model, not a curated record. Lineage: Eukaryota; Fungi; Ascomycota; Lecanoromycetes; Lecanorales; Parmeliaceae. The coding region runs from base 1 to 1659 and encodes 552 amino acids.